This is a messenger RNA of Colletotrichum orchidophilum, 960 nucleotides long. RefSeq lists its product as uncharacterized. The record is from RefSeq and is a predicted model, not a curated record. The transcript is spliced from 2 exons. NCBI's taxonomy places the organism in Eukaryota, Fungi, Ascomycota, Sordariomycetes, Glomerellales, Glomerellaceae. Bases 1 to 960 code for a protein of 319 amino acids.
AUGAGACUUCUCAGUGGUAUGUUUGCGUUGUGUUUGGCCUUUCAGGUCAAAGCUGGCAGCGCCCGGGAUUCCAAUGGCAAUUUACGAGGUUCCGACAUCCAGGGGCGCCAAAGCAAUUCAACCAGCAUCUCGAUUCAAGAUGCAGUAGCCCACCCCAAUGCCACAGGAACAUGGCCCAUCAACGGCAUCGACGUUACCAAACCACUUUUAGAUCCGCCCAGCGAUGACUAUGGCCCUGGAAAUGGGUGGAGCAUUAACAUUGCCGUUGCAACCAAUAUUUCUUGGGAAAAUGACAGCACUUCAGUAUCCAAUCCCGCAGUCAUCACUCUCGAAGCGCCAGACAACGCCUUUGAAGGAGCAAAUUCCUCGACCAACUACACUGAGAACUACCAAGUUUGCUCCUUUGCCUGGAUCACCAAUGUCUGGACCAUCAAGGACUUGGAAAAGUUCCAAGACGAUGUCAACGGAUCCUGCAAUGGAGUUAUUUCCGAUGAGUGCAUCAACGACAUCAAAGCGGCCUUGACCGGAAAGCCAUGCAGCAGCUUUACGAGUUUCGACAGACCCAAAAGCUGCCAUCGGGCACUCAAUAAUCCCUCUUCGUUUAUAACAAAUGUGACUUUCAAUCUCCCCAACGGAACCUCUGCCGCUGAAGGAUCUUCUUCUCAUCUCUUUGGAAACUGGCCACCUUAUUCGAACAGGUCAGAAGUCGCUUUACGCAAUGCAUACGACGAGGCUCUUACAAACGUCUACCCCGUUCUACUCGCAUACAGCUACGAAGACGGGGAGAACCGAUCGAAUUAUAGCGUUUUUCGAUGUAUUCGCGCCAAUAACAUCGUAGAGGGAAGCCAUAAGCCAGAUUCGUUUGGCGACAACAGAAGAAGCUCCGCAGGGCGCGUGUCUGGGUCAACUACAUCUGCAGUGACGGGGAUGCUUCUGUUUUCAGUCAUUUUGCUCCUGUAA